Messenger RNA from Solanum stenotomum, 525 nucleotides. Its product is annotated as pectinesterase inhibitor-like. The record is from RefSeq and is a predicted model, not a curated record. Lineage: Eukaryota; Viridiplantae; Streptophyta; Magnoliopsida; Solanales; Solanaceae. The coding region runs from base 1 to 525 and encodes 174 amino acids. The transcript has a single exon. Gene Ontology annotation, molecular function: pectinesterase inhibitor activity. Gene Ontology annotation, biological process: negative regulation of catalytic activity.
AUGGCAAAGACUUUGUACUCUUCAUUGUUCUUCCUCUCCUUUGUAGUAGUAGAAUUACUUGGAAUUCUUCCAAAUGUGAAGGGAAACAUACUUGAUGACUUUUGUCCUGAAAGCUUCAUUCCUCCACUUUGUUUUCAGAUGCUUCGAAAUGACCUCUCUGUCCCCAAAGGAGAUAUUCAUGGUCUUCUCUCUACUAUUCUUCAAAUAGCACAAGAUAAUACCACAUCUACCUAUAAAUUGGUUAAAUCAAUUCUUAAACAACCCAUCAAAGAUCCCAACGUGAAAGCCCAAAUGACCAAUUGUUUGAGAAAUUACAAUGAUGCCACUAAUUAUCUUAAACAAUCCAAUGAUUUCUAUAAGACUGGUGCUUAUAAAAACACAAGUUUGUAUUCAUCUCUUGCUGUGUAUGAAUCUGUUUCUUGCAACCAUGGUUUUAAUGAAGUACCAUCUGAGCUCAAGCCACUCAGCGAGGCGGUCCAAGAGUUCUCUAAUCUUUCGGCACGUAUAGCCGAUAAUCUAAAAUAA